Messenger RNA from Crotalus tigris (Tiger rattlesnake), 2725 nucleotides. It is a transcript of the gene NKAIN1, whose product is annotated as sodium/potassium transporting ATPase interacting 1. The record is from RefSeq and is a predicted model, not a curated record. The transcript has 7 exons. NCBI's taxonomy places the organism in Eukaryota, Metazoa, Chordata, Lepidosauria, Squamata, Viperidae. Gene Ontology annotation, biological process: regulation of sodium ion transport. Bases 715 to 1338 code for a protein of 207 amino acids.
UGGUUCCACUAGCGCUCCUCUCCCGCGCGGGCUGUCUUCUGCCUCCCGGUGAGGCUCUGGGUUGGUGCGCUGCCUCCGUCGCGAGUGACGCUGCUUUCCAACAAACCAGCGCCGGAUCGCUGCCCGCCUGCUGGGGAGCAGCGCAGGCGUGGGUGUGUCGGCGGAGGAGGCGGAGAAAACAAUAGAGCGGAGGCUUUGAGAGAGGCACUUCUGCGGGGCGGAGAGGCUCUUUUUUUCCCCGCGUGUAACGCGGGACAAAGCCCGGACAGCUCGCUUCGGCCACUCCCCCGCCCCAUCGACCAGCCCUCCUCUCCCAGCCGAGGAUGGAGCGCGGUUGCUGAGCGCAGGCGGGAGCAAGGAGCCAGGGUGCCGCUUCCCGUGGGCUGAGAAGCGCCGCGGCGGAGGCAACAGAUAACGACUUGGGCGGCUCGGCUCGGCUCUCCCCGGCGUCCGCGGUUCGGAGGUUGGCGGCGGCGGCGGCGACGGCGGUAACUGCAGCAGGAGACAAAAGGCGUGCGGGGGACGAGGCGCCGGUCUCUCGCUCUUUCGCCGGGCAGCGAUGGCACAGAGGAGCCGGCCGGUGACGCCGCUGCUCGUGCAGCCGCCGGCGCCGGCGCCGCGGCUUUCGGGUACCCUCUGAGCCGAGGUUGUCACUAGCAACGGGAGUCGCGGCUCUGUUCCUGACGGUAACGGCCAGAGGAGGCUUCGGCGAUCAUGGGCAGAUGCAACGGACGCUGCACGCUGAUCGGCUUCUGCUCCUUGCAACUGGUUGCAGCCCUGGAGAGACAGAUAUUUGACUUCCUGGGUUAUCAGUGGUUGCCGAUCCUGGCCAAUUUUUUACACAUUAUGGCCGUCAUUCUGGGUGUCUUUGGCACCCUUCAGUACAGAUCCAGAUACCUCAUGCUGUAUGCUGUGUGGCUCAUAGUCUGGGUUGGCUGGAAUGCAUUCAUCAUCUGUUUCUACCUGGAAGUUGGACACCUUUCACAGGAUCGAGACUUCAUCAUGACCUUUAACACAUCACUGCAUCGCUCAUGGUGGAUGGAGAAUGGUCCUGGUUGCCUGGUGACCCCAGUGAUCAACUCCAACCUAGCCUUAGAAGACCAUCAUGUCAUCACAGUAACUGGAUGUUUGCUUGAUUAUCAAUAUAUUGAGGUGGUGAGCAGCGCAAUGCAGAUAUUCCUUGCGCUAUUCGGAUUUGUUUAUGCCUGCUAUGUCAGCAAAAUGUUUAUGGAGGAGGAAGACAGCUUUGAUUUCAUUGGAGGGUUUGAUUCAUAUGGCUACCAAGCACCCCAAAAGAUGUCACACCUGCAGCUACAGCCUUUGUACACCUCUGGAUAAUUGCUUCUUUGCCUACCUACAGUGAACAAGCCUUUAGGGAUGUUUGCAAACAACAAUAACAACAACGCCAAGCCACCAAGAUAAAUGGAGUAGGGCAAAGCAUUUUCAAGGCCGUUGUCAGUUCUGCUGGAGAUUUGGUGUUCCUGGAGAGACAACUACAAUGACUCCAUCUUGUCCUCCUCAUCCGUUAAUGCGUUUCAUUUGGUAGCUAAGCAAGAAUCAUGAACCCAUUGGGGAAACUUUGACCAACACUGUUUCUCCAGAUCUAAGUUUCUGCUUAAAAAGACCUCAGAGCCAAAACAAGCUUAGAACUCCACCUACUGGCCAGAUUAUGUACUGUCAAUGGCCAGUCCUCCAGGGAUCUUACUGCUUAUUUCUAAGCAAGAUUCUUUUUUUUCUGAUUUUUCUUUCUUUUCUUGGUUUUUCUAAAAAAAAAAAAAAAAUAGUUCUGGGACACUUCUUGUCUGAGCAAAUGACUUUUAGUGUGCUAAUCUGUAGGCUGCAAUAUUUUGCAAUAACGAAAAGGAGUAAAGGAAUAAAAUCAAUGGAAAAUGAAAUAAAAGGUGGGUAAUGGAAAGGAAGGCUGACUAGGGUCUUAAAUCUGUAACAUGUGGUCCUUUAGUGAAUAUUUUUCUAAGCUGCUUCAUCUAGGGAUCACAUGGUUGCCUCCAAAUUGUCUUCAGAAGCAUUCCAUUUCUGAUGUAUACCCAGAAUUUUCUCUUCCAACUCAGCUUUCAGGUGAAGAGGAAGGGAGAGAAAAGGCAAAGAGAGACAAAAGCGAGGAAAAAAGUGGGGGUCACCACUCAUUUGUGGCUGAUAAUGUGGGUUUUAGGAGGAACCCCUGAAAAAUCUAAUCAAAAUGAACAUCUGUUAAAGAACAUCAGUUAAAUAGAUCUGUAGGCAGAAAUUGUUCCUUUUAUCAAAAAGAUAAAACCAAAUGGAUGUCUAUUUGGGCCAGCACGUUUUAUUUUUCUUCAGAUGACACCAACUCUUUUCCACGAAAAGUGUGAGAUGAAUAACUUCUCAAUUCUGGAGGUGGAAAAUAAUGUUCUUAGGAAGGGGAGGUAUGAUGGCUGAAGAUGGGGGUAUAAACUGUUUUUUUGUAUCUCUUUGGUAUUUCUUUUGUAAAGGAGCUCAAGUCUCUCCUACACCCUUCUGUGUAGCCCCCUGUUUGUUGAAGGCCAUGAGCUCAGUGAUGACAAGCAGGCAACCUUGUUCAGUCCUCUGGCUCUUAUCAAAAGAGCUCCCACAGCAUUUUGUAAGAUUUCAAGGAUUGUCCUAAGACAACUUUAAGACUCCAGAAUUCCUCAGCCAGCCAGCUAAUGAUGCAGCUGUGGUCUGGCUUCUGAUUUGUGCAAAAAGCAAACCCAAAGCCACACCGGUGAUG